Molecule: messenger RNA, 1095 nt
Organism: Melanaphis sacchari
Lineage: Eukaryota; Metazoa; Arthropoda; Insecta; Hemiptera; Aphididae
Exons: 3
Source: RefSeq, a predicted model, not a curated record
GUAAACUCUUGGCCGUGUGUGCCAUUGGGGCUCCUAUCGUUGCACCCUUAUUAUUUUAUAACGUGUGUGCCGUCGUUAGAUCCGCCGUUCUUGCCGUGCAGACAUUAAUAUAUAUAUAUAACCACCUGUUAUUAUUUGGGCAAGGAGUUCGUGAGUUGGCAGUGUACAUACAGCAUAAUCCAUACCGGUGUUCCUGCAGCGGAGAUUUCACGCGAUCACGUUGGUUAAGACCCGAGUCGUCGAUAUUGGUUUAUUUAAAAUGGUUACCAAGACAAAAAUGAUACCGAAGAACGAAGAUAAUUUAAUGAUCAAUACUCGAAUAAUGAAAAUAACUGGAUUAUACUAUUUAUUGGAUUCGCGGAGUCCAAAAAUCUUUGGUCACAACGUGUUCAAAUGCAUGUCCAUUGUUCAAAUGUCGAUCAUGUCAGCAACGUUGGUUGCAGGUAUCGUAAAUAUAAUAAAAUUUUUUUUAGACGACAUCAAUUCAAUAAUGCUGUUUUUGAUGUUAAUGACAUCCGGUACACUCUCGGUUGUAAAACUUUAUAGUACAGUCGUAAAUUCAGAUACAAUAUGGAACUGUAUACAGAUGACAUCUGUUGACGACUUGUCUUAUAAGUAUCAUAAUAGACGUAUACUUAAAGAUGGCCAAUUGAAGUCCAAAUCGUAUAAUAUUUUAAUUAUGUUUAUGUGGUUGAAUCUCACAAUAUUUUGGGGAAUUUCUCCUUUGUUUAUCACAAACGCUUUUUUGGAAAUAAAAAUCAAAAACAAGAUUGGCCGUUACCGCUUCAACAUAUUAAAUGUCAUAUUUCCUGACUCCGAUCAAUUUUUCAACGACAAUUUCAUCAUUUAUUACUGUAUAGAAUUUAUUGUUCUGAUACAAUGGGGCCAUAGCGCCAUGAAUUUCGAUAUACUAUUACUGUCGACAAAUAUUACGUUUAAGUAUCAAUUAAAAACGAUUGCAAAUUCUUUCAGUACAUUCAACAUUACACAUAAUGACGUUAAGAAUGAUUGCACAAAAAUUGUUAAACAUCAAAAAGAAUCAGAAUUGAUGUUUAAUUUCAAGAGUAUUAUUUACGAUCAACAGAGUGUCAUUAA